Peronospora belbahrii is the source of this 414-nucleotide messenger RNA. The record is from the annotation of a GenBank genome assembly. NCBI's taxonomy places the organism in Eukaryota, Oomycota, Peronosporomycetes, Peronosporales, Peronosporaceae.
AUGAGCACGAGUGAACAAGACGAGAAGAAGAAGAAGAAGAAGCAAGAGGCCGUGGCAGAUGGCGAGACUGAAGCUCAUGUGGGCUCAGACGACGAGGAGACAAAGCCGAGAGAUCAGAUAAAGAGUAAGAAGGAUGAGAGUAGUGCUAUGGAAAAGCUUACGGACCUUGUGGAAGAGAAGCAAAUGGACGAGAACAAGAUGAAGGAGGCGUUUCAAGCACUGCGUAAGCAAGAGGAGGCGGAUAAAGAGGCCGAACGAUUGUUGGAGAAGACGCUAGCGGCUGUAAAGGUCAGCAAAGAUGAUGUGACGCUUGUGGCGCAGGAGAUGGAGAUUUCGACGCAACAGGCAGACCGCAAGCUCCGUGAGGCUAAUGGCGACGUCGUCAAGUGUUUGCAGACGCUUAUUGCCUCUUAG